Cantharellus anzutake is the source of this 2076-nucleotide messenger RNA. RefSeq lists its product as uncharacterized. The coding region runs from base 481 to 1950 and encodes 489 amino acids. The record is from RefSeq and is a predicted model, not a curated record. Gene Ontology annotation, cellular component: mitochondrion. Lineage: Eukaryota; Fungi; Basidiomycota; Agaricomycetes; Cantharellales; Hydnaceae. The transcript is spliced from 3 exons.
UGAUACUUAGCCUGGCUUUACGCACCGUAGCCCACCGUUAGCCCACCGUUGGGCGCCAGGACGAUCGGGUCUGAUCAAGGAUCGAUUUGUGGGAAAUCACGGUGGUGACGUAUCGCCAUAGCUUGAGGCAAGUUGGACCCUGUAUCUGGGAAGAUCCCCAACCAAAGUUUAGGAAGGAGAGAGGCGAGCUCGCGUGCGAAUUGAGGAAGGAGUCGGACCCUCAGAAUUUGUCCUCACUGGUCAAAUAGACGGCCAAGGUAUUUACUAACAGCGAAUUUCACGCAUUUCCUAGCGAUCACCAAGAAGCUCCCCCGCACUACCAAGUCCCUAGAAGUGUAAUUGUUUCUCCGGGCCCCAUCCUGCAAGAUCCCAGUUGCGGAACCAAAGAAGCGCCUGGCGCUCUCACCGUGAGAGUUUAUUAUAGCUAGGCCGUCACUGGCGUGACUUCAGCUCUCGCUCCAAAGGACCACAAGUCUCCCGAUGUUGGCUGCUCCCACUGCGGGAGCAAAGAGGACAUUUUUGUCCACCGCCUUGUCGAGGCCUUCGUUAAGUAUUACGGCCAUGACAACGGCUGCGACAGUUCCGAGACUGAGAUCAAAAGAGCUCCAACGAGGCGUUCUAAUCGAACUCUGGGAUUAUGUAUUUGGCGAUGUGUGGCGUGCGCAACGACUUAAUCCUGCAGUCCACCAUGGCAGUCAUACCGUUCGUAGUGCCUUUUCUGGUUCUGUUGAGCCAUUUGUUACUGGAACAUUGGGGGCACGUCCUUUGAGGCCCAGGCUCAAAGGGUGGAGACAAUACUCCACCCAAGCUGAUCCCUCUUCUCACCCUAAAGAACCAUCGAUCAACGUAUCGAGUACACUUGGAGCGACUACUCGGGGCAGCGAAAAUGGCCGGAGCGUUUGGGAUAAUCUGAUAGACGACAUAAGCUUGAGCGACGUUGCACCACUCCCAGUUCGGAGGCCCACACAUUUCAACAAACCUGUAGUGGGACCGAUGGGUCGGCCAGCCAUCCGUCGACAAGCAAUGACACGAGAGGAAUCAAAUAUUUUCACGGAACUUUUCGACCAAAUAUUUGCUUCACGAAAAGGUCGCCUAAAUUCAUCUUCAGUGAAGAAAAAUGAUCCUCUCUCUGGCGUCGGCAUUGGGCGAAAACCGGGUGAUAUGGAGCCCCCAUCCGUGCAUACCCUUUACGGGAAGCUAAAGCGUCGAUCAAAACGGCACCAUGACGUUACGAACGUCGACAAUAUAGUUGAGAGGCUUCGCGCUGAGAUGGACGUCAUUGAGACAGAUAAAGCUCUACUAGACUGGGCGAUGGAAAAGGUCUUCACUACAAAUGGCCUUCUUCCCUUCACGGACAAAGAAUCUUGGAGCAAGAAGAACGAGUCCGAAACCACUAUCAGCCCCUCUCUCACGUCCCCAACAUCACCACUCCCCAAAGCUCCAGAAGCAGACGAGCUAACACGCAUAUCCACGUACCCCCACCUUCUAAGCACACUCAUCGCUACCUUCCGUGACAAAUUCCACGAUCCCCACCUCUCACUCUCUGUGUUCGCCUACGCUAGACGUCACAGUAUCCACUCCUACGUCUUCGACGUUCAUGGUGUCGUCGAAGCAUUACAGGAGAUGAAAAAUAAUGGCGUUUUCCCCGACAAUCACACUCGAAAUCUUGCCAAACGCAUACGUAAAGAAGCGAUGCAAACUGGGCUAACGACACUCGGGCCAGAAACGUUGGAUCAACCCAGUAUAGCAGCUAACGACCCGGUGCUCUUGCUGUACUUGGAUCGGAUGGAUGAGCUGAUAGAAUCCGAGGAUGUUCAGCCUGCCUCGUUGCAAGAUGGCCAGAAUGUCGGAAUGAGGUCACCCGAAUUUAAGAAAGGCCCAUAUAGGGGACCUCGACCCCGACCAACACUUUAUAAAAUGGCAGAAGAAGACAAGCUAGAGCUCGUGUAAUCUCAUGCAUGACAUAGAUCCUUAGUAGGGAUAUUGAUAUGCAGAGAAAAUAAUUAAUAUUGGUACUUCCAUGCAUAAUCAUUAUUACUGUACUAUCCUCCAAAACGCAUUUGACUACAUUAUGUG